AACAACAUAACCUCAAUUCGCCUAAUAAAAUAUUCGUAUUUAAUUCGUUUGGUUUACAAAAUGAAUUUAAAAGAAGAGGGACCACCAAGGAAAUUAAGAAAACUGGAAGAUAUAAAACCUAAUAUCCAGCAACCUCUAGCAAAUAGUAACCUAACAGCUUCUUCUAAUUCUUCUACAAGACUUUGUCCUUAUUUGGAUACAAUAAACAGACAAUAUUUAGAUUUUGAUUUUGAAAAGCUAUGUUCGGUUUCCUUAACCAGAAUUAAUGUUUAUGCCUGUUUGGUGUGUGGUAAAUAUUUCCAAGGAAGAGGCACUAAUACACAUGCUUACACACAUUCUGUAGCUGAGGGACAUCAUGUGUUUCUGAAUUUACAAACCCUCAAGUUUUAUUGUUUGCCUGAUAAUUAUGAAAUAAUUGAUUCUUCAUUACAUGAUAUCAAAUAUGUGCUAAAUCCAACAUUCACAGAGCAUCAUAUUAAGAAUUUGGAUGGUAAUACUAAAUUAUCAAGAGCUAUAGAUGGUUCUCUAUAUGUACCAGGAAUUGUUGGUUUAAACAAUAUAAAGGCUAAUGACUAUUGCAAUGUGGUGUUACAGGGCCUUUCUCAUGUGACACCUCUACGGAAUUACUUUUUGAGAGAAGAAAACUACAGCAAAAUAAAAAGACCUCCAGGAGAUUCAGCAUAUUUGUUGGUGACAAGAUUUGGUGAACUUAUGAGAAAGUUAUGGAAUCCCAGAAACUUCAAGGCACAUGUUUCACCUCACGAGAUGCUUCAAGCUGUUGUUCUUUGGAGUAAAAAACAAUUUCAGUUCACUCAACAAGGUGACCCAAUUGACUUCCUUUCUUGGUUUUUAAAUGCUCUUCACAAGGCACUUAACGGCACAAAGAAGAAAGAUAGCUCCAUAAUAUACAAAUCGUUCCUUGGCAAUAUGAAAAUAUACACCCGAAAAAUACCAUCAACAGAUUUAAAUGACAAGGAAAAAAAGACUCUUUUAGCAACUCCAGAAUAUCAGGAAGUUGAAACAGAGUCACCCUUUUUGUAUUUGACUUGUGAUCUUCCACCACCACCCUUGUUUAUUGAUGAGUUUAGGGAAAAUAUUAUUCCACAGGUCAACUUAUACCAACUAUUAACAAAAUUCAAUGGUCAAACUGAGAAAGAAUACAAAACUUACAAAGAAAACUUCAUGAAAAGGUUUGAAAUUACGAGGCUGCCGCCUUAUCUUAUUUUGUAUAUAAAAAGAUUUACCAAAAAUACUUUUUAUGUGGAGAAAAAUCCUACGAUUGUGAAUUUUCCUGUAAGGAACGUGGACUUUUCUGAAUUCCUAACACCCGAAAUCAAAGCAAAGCAUCGGCACACGAUAUACGAUUUGGUUGCAAACAUUGUACAUGACGGUGAACCGAAUAAGGGAACUUAUAGGGUGCACAUUUUGCAAAAAUCUACUGGCCAGUGGUACGAAAUGCAGGAUCUACACGUGACAGAUAUUUUGCCGCAGAUGAUUACGUUAACGGAAGCUUAUAUACAAAUUUAUGAAUUGAGAACACAGUAAUAAAUAAAUAUUUUUAAGUA
Messenger RNA from Diabrotica balteata, 1565 nucleotides. Lineage: Eukaryota; Metazoa; Arthropoda; Insecta; Coleoptera; Chrysomelidae. The record is from the annotation of a GenBank genome assembly.